AGAGCUGUAAACUCGUCACAGAAGAGCUCCUGCAUUCCACAAAUGCUAGCAUAGCCUAGCAUCUUUAUGGUAUUUUCCUUUAAAAACCUCCUGGGUGUGCAGAUUCAGAAACUGGAUGUGUGGAUGAUUGCAGCAAUCCACCAGUGACCUUUGGGAUUAUUUCCAACAGAGAAGCCUAGCUACCAGGGGACUGGGAGUGCCUGACUAAUGACUGUGGUGGUUGGUGAUUGCAGUGUCGGCAGAGGGUGACGGCUAAAGGGAAGGUAACUCAUUAACACCACAGAGCAACUGUCGUGACGCCACCUCUGCCUGCCUGGAUGACUGCAUGUCAUGUGAGCCUGCAGCAGAAAGACAGACCCCGAGACAGACAGGCUAGGAGGCUAGCCCGGCUGGAGCUGUGUGUGUCCGACCGCAACACAGUGUCACAUACUGAUACACACACACACACACACACACACACACACACACACACACACACACACACACACACACACACACACACACACACACACACACACACACACACACACACACACACACACACACACACACACACACACACACUGUCAUAUACACGACACACUGUCAAGUAAUACACUGUCACAUACACACACGACACAGGAGUACCGUGCAUCUACCAGACCAGGAGAGGAUAAUCGGAGCACUGACUGAACUGUGCCCCAGCUGCAUGUGUCCGAGCACAUGCAGGCAAUCUCAGCUGCUGCAGUGACCUGAGUCAUUGUGGUUGGACCCGGCCACCUAACCCAGCCUGGAGCCACCUAACCCAGCCUGGAGCCACCUAACCCAGCCUGGAGCCACCUAACCCAGCCUGGAGCCACCUAACCCAGCCUGGAGCCACAUAACCCAGCCUGGCAACAGCCAUGGACACUCUGGAGCAGGAAUACACGUCGCCGUUUGACUUUGAGCAGGGGGUGAAUAGCAGCUACCUCUAUCUGUCCCCCAGCGUCAUUGUAACACCACCAGGCUCACCGCACGUGACUGUCACAGCCAGAGGUGCUGUGAGACCAGACUCUAUCACAGAGGUAGGGGAGGAUGCAGUGAUGUCGGUGGCCGUGUCCCCUUCCGUCCCCACCCUGACAGAGGAGGAACAGGAGGAGCUGCGAGAUGAACUGCUCAGGGUGGAGGAUGAGGUCAUGACUCUUUCUCAGGUGCUGGCAGCUAAGGAGAAGCAGGUGGCAGACAUCAAGAGGAAGCUGGGCAUCACUCCUCUCAACGAGCUCAAACAGAACAUCAGCAAGAGCUGGCAGGAGGUCACCACCUCUACUGCCUACAAGAAGACGUCAGAGGGCCUGUCCGUGGCUGGUCAGAGGGCCACGGCAGCCUUCACCAGCGUGGGCUCGGCCAUCAGCAGGAAGUUUGAGGACGUCAGAUUGCAAUCUAUUUCCAAUUCCUUUGGCAUACGCUCCCUACAGCAUUCUGCUAGUAUGCCCGUGAUGAGGAACACAACCACCUUUAAGUCGUUUGAGGAGAAAGUCGAGACUUUAAAGGUAAAAGAUGAGAAGAGGAGUCAAGAUGAGCCCAACGGCAUCUCAGGGUGACUUUGGCGAUGUGUUGACCUCUACAGCGACCUCUGACCCUUCUGUUCCCGUAGAGAAACGGCCAGAGGCCACACCCAUCGCCACCCAGGAAGAACAGCCCCACUGAGACCAGCCUGACCUUUCACCCCUGACCCCUAGGCAGGCUGACAUUCACUAGAAGCAUACCCUCUUUCCCCUUCUGUCUCCCCUCUUUCUGUUCUCACCUCCUCCCUUCUUCAGUCCCUCUACAACCCUGUAGCACAAAACAACAGAACCAACAAUCAAAAAAGACAAAUAAGUUUCCCCAGGAAAAAAAAAAAAAUUAUGAAAAUAUUGUUGUGACACCGUAACACUUGUAGGUUUGUAGGACUGUAUGUUUCUAUUUUAAUGUCCAUGGUUGAGGAACCUGCACAAGUAGAAGAAUAUAAAUUACACUUCAUGAGAAACUGUAUGUCACAGCAAGUGAAGUUGUGAUGGCAAAACGAAUUGGUUCACACAGGCCCAUAUCUUUCCAUAACUUUGAGUACUAACAGGCAUUUGCUUUUUCUUUUCUUUUGAUGUACUCCAACCACUGUAAUCACUAGGAUGUCAUUUCUAUUCCAACACUGCAGAGGCUUUCUCUGUCAUGUAUUACUAUCACCAAUAGCACCAGUAAUGUGGUGUAGAGCACAGCUGAGUAGAGUUAAUACCAGAUCUGUGUAGCUCACACACUCCUCUCAUAGCUUAACCAUAUGGGGGUGGUCUAAAUCUGACCUCUGAGCAGUUCAUAGUGCUUAACUCUGAUAUCAGAGAAGGUGGGCCAAUGCAUCCAGAUCAGUGUGUAAUGAUAGUCGCAGAUGCAUGAUUGGUUAUAAUGGUGUCAGCUGGCCUUGACCAUCAGGUCAGUGCAAUUUACAUCACUCAAAGCCUCACAGCAUGGUGGGCCAAAGUCCGUAUUAGGGCACUUGUCUCACUGGCUUCUCUCUGCUUGGCAUGCUGAAACACAGCAGGAUAGUCACUGGAUGCUGUGUACUUCUCUCUGCUUGGUAUGCUGAAACACAGCAGGAUAGUCACUGGAUGCUGUGUACUUCUCUCUGCUUGGUAUGCUGAAACACAGCAGGAUAGUCACUGGAUGCUGUGUACUUCUCUCUGCUUGGUAUGCUGAAACACAGCAGGAUAGUCACUGGAUGCUGUGUACUUCUCUCUGCUUGGUAUGCUGAAACACAGCAGGAUAGUCACUGGAUGCUGUGUACUUCUCUCUGCUUGGUAUGCUGAAACACAGCAGGAUAGUCACUGGAUGCUGUGUACUUCUCUCUGCUUGGUAUGCUGAAACACAGCAGGAUAGUCACUGGAUGCCGUGUACUUCUCUCUGCUUGGUAUGCUGAAACACAGCAGGAUAGUCACUGGAUGCCGUGUACUUCUCUCUGCUUGGUAUGCUGAAACACAGCAGGAUAGUCACUGGAUGCCGUGUACUUCUCUCUGCUUGGUAUGCUGAAACACAGCAGGAUAGUCACUGGAUGCCGUGUACUUCUCUCUGCUUGGUAUGCUGAAACACAGCAGGAUAGUCACUGGAUGCCGUGUACUUCUCUCUGCUUGGUAUGCUGAAACACAGCAGGAUAGUCACUGGAUGCCGUGUACUUCUCUCUGCUUGGUAUGCUGAAACACAGCAGGAUAGUCACUGGAUGCCGUGUACUUCUCUCUGCUUGGUAUGCUGAAACACAGCAGGAUAGUCACUGGAUGCCGUGUACUUCUCUCUGCUUGGUAUGCUGAAACACAGCAGGAUAGUCACUGGAUGCCGUGUACUUCUCUCUGCUUGGUAUGCUGAAACACAGCAGGAUAGUCACUGGAUGCCGU
Molecule: messenger RNA, 3371 nt
Organism: Oncorhynchus gorbuscha (pink salmon)
Lineage: Eukaryota; Metazoa; Chordata; Actinopteri; Salmoniformes; Salmonidae
Gene: tpd52
Product: tumor protein D52
Exons: 8
Coding region: 882-1559 (225 amino acids)
Biological process (GO): B cell differentiation
Cellular component (GO): cytoplasm
Source: RefSeq, a predicted model, not a curated record